Molecule: messenger RNA, 3224 nt
Organism: Zalophus californianus (California sea lion)
Lineage: Eukaryota; Metazoa; Chordata; Mammalia; Carnivora; Otariidae
Gene: PIP4K2C
Product: phosphatidylinositol-5-phosphate 4-kinase type 2 gamma
Exons: 10
Coding region: 113-1378 (421 amino acids)
Biological process (GO): phosphatidylinositol metabolic process
Molecular function (GO): phosphatidylinositol kinase activity
Source: RefSeq, a predicted model, not a curated record
CAGCCUCCGGUCACGUGACGGCGGCCCAGGUGAGCACCGCUUCCGGGGUCGGGAGCCUGGUUUGCCGCCGGCUCCGGCUUCCACUCCGUCGGGUGCACGGGAGAGGGAGACUAUGGCGUCCUCCUCUGUCCCGCCGGCCACCGUACCGGCGGCGACAGCGACCCCGGGCCCGGGUUUCGGCUUCGCCUCCAAAACCAAGAAGAAGCAUUUCGUGCAGCAGAAGGUGAAGGUGUUCCGGGCGGCCGACCCGCUGGUGGGCGUGUUCCUGUGGGGCGUAGCCCACUCGAUCAAUGAGCUCAGCCAGGUGCCUCCCCCCGUGAUGCUGCUGCCAGACGACUUUAAGGCUAGCUCCAAGAUCAAGGUCAACAAUCACCUUUUCCACAGAGAAAAUCUGCCUAGUCAUUUCAAGUUCAAGGAGUAUUGCCCCCAGGUCUUCAGGAACCUCCGUGAUCGAUUUGGCAUUGACGACCAAGAUUACCUGGUAUCCCUCACCCGAAGUCCCCCGAGUGAAAGUGAAGGCAGCGACGGUCGCUUCCUUAUCUCCUACGAUCGAACUCUGGUCAUCAAAGAAGUAUCCAGUGAGGACAUUGCUGAUAUGCAUAGCAACCUCUCCAACUACCACCAGUACAUUGUGAAGUGCCAUGGGAGCACACUGCUGCCCCAGUUCCUGGGGAUGUACCGGGUCAGCGUGGACAAUGAAGACAGCUACAUGCUUGUGAUGCGUAACAUGUUUAGCCACCGUCUUCCUGUGCACAGGAAGUAUGACCUCAAGGGCUCCCUAGUAUCCCGAGAAGCCAGCGAUAAGGAAAAGGUUAAAGAACUACCCACCCUUAAGGAUAUGGAUUUUCUCAACAAGAACCAGAAGGUUUAUAUUGGUGAAGAGGAGAAGAAAGUAUUCCUAGAGAAGCUAAAGAGAGAUGUGGAGUUCCUAGUGCAGCUGAAGAUCAUGGACUACAGCCUUCUGCUGGGCAUCCACGACAUCAUUCGGGGCUCUGACCCAGAGGAGGAGGGGCCUGUGCGGGAGGAGGAGUCAGAGGGGGAUGGGGACUGUGGCCUGACAGGACCACCCGCUCUGGUGGGCUCCUAUGGCACCUCCCCUGAGGGUAUCGGCGGCUACAUCCAUUCUCAUCGGCCCCUGGGCCCUGGAGAGUUUGAGUCCUUCAUUGACGUCUACGCCAUCCGGAGUGCUGAGGGGGCCCCCCAGAAGGAGGUGUAUUUCAUGGGUCUCAUCGACAUCCUGACACAGUAUGAUGCCAAGAAGAAAGCAGCUCAUGCAGCCAAAACUGUCAAGCAUGGGGCUGGGGCAGAGAUCUCUACUGUCCAUCCUGAGCAGUAUGCUAAGCGAUUCCUGGAUUUCAUUACCAACAUCUUUGCCUAAGAGACUGCCUGACUCCAUGCUGACUGCUGCUUUAUCUUCAAGGUGGCAGGGUUCUGAGAGGCUUAGGGGAAUUGUGGAUAUGCUGAUCACUACUUCUUCUUUUCCUCCUUUGUUAAAUUCCAGCUACAGGCUCCUUCCAUCCAGAUAACUCCAUCUUGUUGAGUAAACUCUUCCUGACCCUCAGAAAUACAUUGUCCUAUCUCCCCCUGUCCAGUUUUCUUCCUUUUCUCCCUCCCCUCCAACCAUUCUGCUUGCUUCAUUAGAGUGUUACUAUUGACUCACUCCCAAGUGCCUUGAUCUUUGUAAAUGUCCUGUUGUUUCUAGAACAUAGGACGAGAUGGGGGAAGGGGGUUACUUGCCACCUUCAGGACCUGACUGGACAGAUGGACCUGGCUCAAGCAACUACUCUGGAUGCACUUUGCUGUGUGGGAUGAACUAAGAGUGUCUGUAUUUUGCUGAUAACUUUAUAGAACUCACUGUGGCAUGCUUCCUUCCCAGUAGGCCCUGGGAUGGAGGACUUUCAAGAUACUACAGUUGUGGGUGCUGGCAUGCACACAUGUGAUGGGAUAUGGCCCAUCUUACUAAUGGGGUGGGGAGUGGCGAGCCGGCUGGCACCUCACAGAGGUGGGACCCACGAGGACGCUUGAAAUUAUGCAGGGAACUGGAAAAGGUGUCUGUCAAGAAUUGAUUCCUCUCCAGUCUCUUCCCUCACCCUACUUCCAACCUCCACCCCUGUACUUCUGGGUACAAGAGCCCAGAGAUGGCCAAAGUGUUCAAGCCUGGGUGAAGACAUUGGACUGUUAUUGCUCUUCACCAGGACCUCACACCCCUCCUGGGGCUGGAACCCUUCAGUGGGGGGGUGUGGGCAGUUUUGGAGGCUGGGAUGAUGGGCCAGGGUAAAAGGUUCAUUCCCAGUGCUAAAUUUCCUCUCUUCAUGUCUAGCCAUUCCUGAGGUUUUAUUCCCAGCAGAAGGGAAUAUCUCCACCUGGGUCAAUCCUGGUCAUUUCAAGAGGAUGAAGGACUCAAGUGUGGGAUCCUCCUCUACUCCUUGGAGGUGUGCACCUAGCAUACUUCCUUCUCAGUCCCUUCUCAAAUCCUUUCUCCAGUUGGAUUUGUUAUUCUGUUCUUUUCUGUCUCAUACUGCUACUGUGUCUCCCAAGGGACAGAUGGACUUCUUUGUCAUCUUCACUCUCUACCCCAAGAGAGGAGUCAGAGCCAGAACUCAAAUCACCCAACCCCCUCCAAAGAGUUGAAAUGACAUGGGAUAGUCUCAGAAUGUAGAGGACUCUGAUGACCCAGAUAGUGUCCUCCCCACCCCCUGAUGCCUUUGGGGCUAAGGCAACCUUUCUUGCUACUCUCCACUUGAUCCCCUUUAUGGCUUCCAUGCUUUUUCUUAACAUAAAGAUGGGCACUAAUAACUGGCCUGUGGGGGUGCAAGUGUUCUUUGCACUGUAUAUAGCUGGGCUGAUUUGUCUUACAAGAAGUCAUACAGUCAUAAAGGAGAAUUCCUCUCUCCCCUCCAUCUUCUCCAAAGGAAGUAACAAGAGGAAUCCACAGUUAAGGAUUAGAGCCCCUAUAAUAUCUUCCCCAUCAGGGGCCCGCUGAUCUUUUUCAUUCCAGCCGUCUACCUUUCCCCUGUUGAAUGCAAUAAAACUCCAUGACACCAGCAGCUGUCGCUCUUUAGAAAUUGGUUUUCUGACCAUGUGGCUGAUGUAUCAUAAGCAGUAUGGUCUUCAUUUUGUUGCUUCUGUUUUUCAUCUUUUUUGUUUCAUUAAUUAAUAAAAAAGAUCUUGUGUAUUUACUCCCAUUACUGUCACUAUAUAGGAAAUAAACUAUUGAAUCCAUA